Batrachochytrium dendrobatidis JAM81 is the source of this 192-nucleotide messenger RNA. RefSeq lists its product as uncharacterized. The record is from RefSeq and is a predicted model, not a curated record. The transcript has 2 exons. NCBI's taxonomy places the organism in Eukaryota, Fungi, Chytridiomycota, Chytridiomycetes, Rhizophydiales. Bases 1 to 192 code for a protein of 63 amino acids.
AUGUCUGGACCUGCCGCAGGCUCCACUCCUGGUGGUGCCCUUCCGUCAAUUCCUUCAAGUUUCAGCCUUGCGACCAUACUCCCCCCGGAACCCAAAAACUUUGAUUUCUCACAAGGUGCCGAACGUGACUAUCAUAUCCUCGUCCGAUCCCUAGUCGGCAUCGUUUACGGUCAAGACUACGACGGUAUCUAA